AAACGAGAAGCAAAGCUCUUCCACUGAAAAACCAGUCAAAGAGCCAAAGAAUAAAAAGAGUAAAAAGAUGGUGGCGUUUGGUUCGUUACCUUCCUACAUACCUGUCAAACGUCCCAGUUUUGCAUCUCCGGCACUGAAACGAACCGAAGCUGUGAGAGAGGAAGACAGCGGCUCCCUGGAGACGGGAAAAAGCCAGAUUCCACCACAGGAAAAUGACUCUCAGUAUAACAGUGACGACAUAAACAGCCAGGACCUGUUCAUCACUCAGAAGAGGUUCAGAGCAUCGCCUUCUGGAACUUCCAGCAGUGAAGCCAGCGACAGAGUUAUUUCUGAAUCCCCUCAUGUGUUCUCGCAGCGAGACAAGAAGCAGCCCCCCGCUGCGGGAGAGAUAAAAAGACGCAACGAGACAUCAGAUAGAGGUAGAGACAGGGGAAUAAAAACAGAGAAGAUGGGAGAAAUUGGUGAGUUUCUAAAACCCUCAGGAGAAAUAUCCUUCCUGACAAACCAAGCAGAAACAAAAGUGUCUCAACAUGAAAGGCCCCAACCGGGUGAUCCUUUCUUGGAUGACCCUUUGGUUAUAAACCCCACCCCGGGUGCUGUUUUAUUCCAAGAUGGCUCCUCAUACCGUCCAUACGUUCGGGAGCCAACCAUGACCCCUGGUUUCGCAAGCACUUCCACUCAGACGGAAAACUUCUUCACCACAGAAAUCUCCUCCUACCUCGGCUUCUGCCGGAAAAACAGAGCAGCUUUGCAAUCCCCGGAAUGGAAGCCUUUGGAUCUGAGCUUGCCACAUAGAGCGAGGAACAGCCUCUGUUUGUCAGGAGAAACACUCGAUCCCGACAUAAAGCUAGAAGAAGAAAAAGGCCACAAGCAGGAGUCAUCAUUCCAAAAGGGAGAAAUAAGCUGUAACAGAAAGGAAAGCACGUCUGCCUCUCCAAAAACCAGACAUGCAGAGAGGAAGAUGGAAAGUCUGUGUCCUGGUGAAGAAACUCCAAGUCCUCAGUCAGAGGUGGAAUCCAGGUCGGCCAACACCACCUCCAGUGAGGACGACCAGCACUGCCGCGCUGGGAAGCGAGACGCGAACCAGGUGGGGGCGGUCCAGCUGAGGCUGAACAAACCCUUCUUCUUUAAGGCAAAAGGAGAGGGACAGUCCCCGCGUCCGGAGUCGCCGCUGAUGAAACUCGCUCUGGGCCAAGAGGAUAAAGCCAAGAAGUGCCGUUCAGGGAGAAGAUGAAUGUAUUCCAACUUCAAUGUCUCAUUUUUGAGUUUUGACACAUAAGAAAGUAACUCUGAGGAGCUACAGUUGUCUAAAGAUGUUGAUUGUUGAGCGUCUGCUAUAGAUUUGCUGUU
Messenger RNA from Cyprinodon variegatus (sheepshead minnow), 1350 nucleotides. RefSeq lists its product as uncharacterized. Lineage: Eukaryota; Metazoa; Chordata; Actinopteri; Cyprinodontiformes; Cyprinodontidae. Bases 68 to 1234 code for a protein of 388 amino acids. The record is from RefSeq and is a predicted model, not a curated record. The transcript is spliced from 2 exons.